AUGGAUUAUUUUCGCCGUCUAAAACAUCGUUUCUAUACGUUGAAUCUUUUUGAAAGUGCUCUUUCAAGUAUUAAUGAAUUUCAAGCAUCAACUGAACGGUUAUCCACGCGUAUUUAUCUCAUUGUAUUAUUAAUCUCUCUUACAAUCUCUACAGUUUAUUUUUCAUUGAGCAUCGAAAUAAAAACUUUUAUCAUUGAUAAACCAUCUCAAAUAACAUAUGAAAAACUUCAAAAAAAUCAUGCCUCAACUCUUCUUUGUCCGUGUUCAACAAAUACAAUUCUAUAUCGAAACUUUCUUUCUAUUUCACCUGUUUAUCACGAAAUUUGUUCCAGUGGUUUCAUCUCUGAUCAAUGGUUAACAUCAUUACAUAACAUUAAUCGAACGCGUUACUAUCAAUUAGAUUUCCGAGCGACUGCUACUUCUCUAUUUCAACUUUUACGCACAUUUUGCGAAUGGAACAAACGCAAAAAUCAGAUUGCAAUUAAUCAAUUCGAAACAACCAUGUUCCUUUCUCGUUUUGUUAUAUCACCAGAAGAUUUCAUCAAAGAAGCUAAAUUGAUGUUUUCCUUUUUUGAUCGAUUGAUUGUUCGACAGCAUGAACAGAUUCCGUUCAUUGUUCUCGAAAGUGUCGCAGCUAAUCAACUCGUUCCAGCUGUGCAAACAAUCGGAGUGUUCAAGAAAGAUAAUCAUCAACGAAUUUAUCUCUCAUAUGGCUCUUGGAGAAGAUUCUGUUUUUGUUCUCACAAUGGGAAUUGUCGAGAUGAGAUGCGACUCUACAAUGAUCUAUUCAGCUUCCAGUCCGAUGGCAUUUAUAAUGACAAUUUAUCUCCAUAUGCAAAUGUUUCAGGAUUUCUCACUGGUUGUUAUGUAUUAUACUCCUUAAGAUUGUCAAAUCUCCAAUGUCUCUAUGAUCAGACAUGUGUUGAUUUGAUGAAGCACACAAAUUACUCGUUUUUGAAGCCACUCGAAAGGCAUUCAAAUAAAUCGAUGAUUUCUUCGACUUCUGGUUUUAUUGGAGCAACCGAUUAUUUCAUUCGACAUUGGCAAAAGAAUGCACGAUAUUCUAACUAUUAUAAUAUAUGCUCACCAAGUUAUUGUCAAUAUUCAAUCGAACAACGCGUGAAUCUUCUCUCUAUCCUAACAAAUAUAUUCAGUUUAUACGGAGGAUUGAUCAUGGUUUAUCAAAUGCUUAUUCCAAUCAUUGUUACUAAAGUUCGAAUGUGGUGGACACACCGAGGUAAACAACCUGCAAAUGUAGAUGGACAAAAUGAAGUGUUACCCAUUCGAACUCGAUUGCUUCGUUUAUUCUUAUUCGUUCGGUCAAUACUUGUAGAACUGAAUGUUUUUACUGGAAAUGUUCCUCCUAACAACCUGAAUGAAAUCCAAUCUGAACGGUUAGCUACUCGUGUUUACAUUAUGCUCUUACUUCUUAUUUCUCUACCUUUAUUACUUGCGAAUAUCUUCACCGUACGAGUUCAUAUAGAAACAAAAGAGAAUCUCACCGAACCGGUUUUCGAACAACUGCAUUCUCGUUAUGGCAAUUCUCUUCGAUGUCUAUGCAGAAAUAUCAUCAUACCCUUCGAUGAAUUUAGUCAAAAUACCUACAAAAUGCAUAGAAUAUGUAAAAACAGUCAAUUUAUAAACAGCGAAUGGUUUCUUUAUUUUCCAUUUUCCAUCAGACAUCAAUUUACAAUGUUAAAUAGUAUUUGUGAACGAUCUCGAACAACUAUCGAUAUAGCCCAUGAAGCUUUUCGCUUAUUAGAAAUGAAGACUGAACAUGUAAUGCCACGCGAACUGCUCUAUACACAAAUGCAUACAGUUCAUCAUCAGUUACAAGCACAAACCAAGGCAGAAAUUCUCACGCCAUUUCAUUUGAAUAGAAUCUUAAUGCAUUCGGAUAAAUUAAUGACAAGAUCUCAUAUUCCAAUCUAUCAUCCAUCCGGAGAAAUUGAAACAAUUUUCAAUUCAUAUAACAAUGGAACAUGUAAUUGUGCUUUGACAUCGAAAUGUAUUAUAGAAAUUGUUCCAUCCUUCUAUAUCGGAUGUUAUCCUACGGAUUCUCUGUUACAAUCAACUCUUGAAUGCUUUUAUAGCACCGAUUGCGUGGCUCUACUCGAAUCAUUUCGACCGAAUCCAAUGUCUAACACAACAGUUUUGAAUCCGAAUGAAACAGGAUUCGCACGAAACACAACCAUCGAAUCGAUGCUCGACGCAUUGAUGUUAGAGGAGUGGAACAUUAAAAUAAAUUAUACAAAGUAUUAUACUCUGUGUAACCCAAACAACUGUACUUAUUCAUAUCCCGAAAGAGCCAAUUUGAUCUCCGGUGUUAUCCUAUCACUCAGUCUUCUCAGUGGUCUUAAUGUUUUACUAAAACUUUUGGUGCCGAUGUUUUUCAAAAUCAUACGAACUUAUUUUCUUCAUCGACGGAAUCAUUUCAAUUUCAAAGUGUUCAUCUCAUCAUGGAAUACUUUUCCUUCUUACGCAUCACGACGCGGUGAUAUCAAUCGAUUAAAUACAGAAAAAUCAGCUACACAAACCUAUGUCGUAAUCUUUAUUUUAUGCUUCAUCAGUAUAGCUGCGUAUAAAAUAGUUAAUGCGCCAAUGAAAGCUGAAAUUGUUUAUAAUCCAACGCAAAGUGUAUUUCAAGAUCUAGAAAAGAAAUACGGACUAGCGAUGACGUGUCCGUGCAAACAAAUCAGUAUGAAUUAUGGCUCGUUUCUUUCGAUUUCACCUAUAUUUCAUCAAGUUUGUUCGAGUUAUUGGAUCUCUCCUUCAUGGUUCUCGUUUCUUUUCGAAACAUCGAAUUCAACGUACAAUCAUCUCUUUAUAUUGUCUCAAUUCCAGUUCCUGUCAUAUAUUUGCCAAAUUAGUCGCUCAUUCGCUUCUCAUGCAAUUUUUGCAUUUACUAAUGAUACUUAUAUUUCAUUACAAGUUAUCAGAGAAUCAACAUUUAAUUCAGAAACCUCAUCUUUGAUGUCAAAAUUUUUAUUUAUUAACUCGAAAUCAAUAAGUGAGAUUAUCGAAUUUAUGCAAGGACUCACACAUGGUAGUGGAAUUGUAUCAGCAUUGUAUACAAACUGGAAAUUAGUUCUCAGUAAUGAAGAUAAUAUCACUAUGUUCACCGAUCCGAUCUCUUAUGGAAAUUGUUCGUGUGGUGUGUAUAGUUCGUGCACAGAAGUAACGAUGAUUCCUGGUCUACGCAUUGGAUGUUAUCCUUCGUCAGCAAUGAUGCAAUCGACACUCGAAUGUUUUUAUAACACUACGUGUAUUUCGAUGUUCUUCGGAGCGAAAAAAUGGGCAACACUGAGUAUUGACAAUCGAUCUCGUUUUUCACCAUCUCAAACAAUCAAAGCGAUUAUUGAGCAACUGAUGAUAGAACAAUGGAUAAAUAUCACUAAUUACACACUUUAUUACGAAAAAUGCGCUCCGACUUCGUGCAGUUAUUCCUAUCCCGAAAGAUUCAACUAUAUCUAUAUUAUAACUAUGCUAACUAGUCUAUACGGAGGACUUACGAUGGUUUUACGUGUCGGCGUUUACUAUGUCGUUACAUACAUUCGUAGUUUGGCUCGAUGUCGACGUCGAGUAGGCUUAGAUGAUUGUAUAAAUUCAGACCAACGUAGAGCUGCUGUUCGGCGGCAUCAUCAGGAGAUUGAAUUACCUGUGAGCAUAUCAGAUCCACCGCGUGUUCUUCUGACAGUUCGAGCUCAAAUAUCUCACAUAACAACAGUAUAG
This is a messenger RNA of Adineta ricciae, 3732 nucleotides long. The record is from the annotation of a GenBank genome assembly. Lineage: Eukaryota; Metazoa; Rotifera; Eurotatoria; Adinetida; Adinetidae.